AUGCAACUACUGCAUGAUCUCAUUUUGAUCAUUGUCAUCUCCUUUGCAUUCGGAUGGCUCUUUUCUGCAAUCGGUUUGCCUGCAUUUUUUGGCUAUAUCUUGGCUGGAAUAAUCUCUGGGCCAUCCGGGUACAAUCUCAUCAAGGAGCUCAUCCAGACAGAAACAUUAGCCCAGCUGGGCGUUGUUCUAAUUCUUUUUGUUCUUGGUCUCGAGUUCUCUCUUGACAAGAUCAAAGCCAUGUGGAGGCUUACAUUGAGUGGGGCUGUCUGUAUUCUUUUUGUCACCGUCAUUUUUUUUGUUGGUUUAGGUGUUGUUUUGGGCACGACUCUCAAGGAAGCUGUAUUUAUGGGUGCCUGUGUGAGUCUGAGUUCAACUGCUGUGGUCGUGAGAUGCAUUCGUCUGGAUCAACUUGAACAUCUCUACGGACUGUUGGUAAUGCAGGAUGUACUUCUUGGGUUUAUGUUGGCUAUUCUGCCUGCACUGGCUAAGUCCGGAAUACAGAUUGCGAUUGCGAUUUUCAAGACUUUUGUGUCGUUUGCUGUGUUCGGUCUGGUUUGUUUUGCAGUUGUGCGGUUAUUGCCAGCAUUACCAACCACAUUCCGUGCCUUAUUUCCAAAGCGACAGAUACCUCACAGCCAUGAGCUGACCAUGCUAGGCGUCAUCACCCUCUGCAUGAUUAUGCUCCUCAUUUCAGAACACCUCGGUCUGGGUAUAGAAAUCGGCUGUUUUGCAGCAGGCGUGAUUAUCAGAACCCGCAAACAUCUUUUUGAGGCGUCGAUUGGCUUGGUAGAACCGAUCCGGGAUUUCUUUGCCUGUCUUUUCUUUGCCUCAAUUGGCCUACACAUCUAUCCUAGCUUCCUGGCCUCCGAGGCUGUCUUGCUGCUGACUCUUGCGGCGGCUGUGAUUGGAUUCAAGUACAUCGUGACAUCCGUGAUUCUGUUCCUAUUCAAGUUUGACAUCCACAAGUCAUCAACGAUGGCCCUUGCGCUGGCGCAAAUAUCUGAAUUCGGCUUUGUGUUGGCGUCGCGUGCCAAACAGCUGAACAUCAUCACUCGGGAGGCUUACUAUCUUCUCCUGGGUGUGACCGCAAUCUCACUAAUGGCAACACCUCUAUUGUGGAAACUGACAAAUAAGACUCCACUAAAUAGCACCGUACAUGCCUUCCACCGAGAACCAGAAGAGUACGCCCCAGUAAUUGUUUCGUUUGAGGAACCUGACAAAUUGGCCUAAAAAUUCUAUAGAUUUUCGUUACAUUGCAUUGCAUUUCUUUUUCUUUUUGUCUGUUUUUGUUUUGUUUUCUUGAAUAUAUAUAUAUAUAUAAGUAUAUAUUAUAUAUUGAUACUAUCACCACCACAAUCACUACUACUGCUAAUAGAAAUAUAUUUAUGCUUAUUUUUAGCUUUAUCUUUAACUUUAGUUUUUGUAUUUAUUUAUUUAUUCUGUAAACUAAUAGAUUAUCAGGUAGAAUAAAUAAGUAAAUAGAAGUGGGAGUAAUGACAAGCAAGUAAUUUACCAUCAAAGACGCGUGAGACAAGCGUGGGCGCAAUUUCCUUUUUUUUUAAAAA
Messenger RNA from Phycomyces blakesleeanus NRRL 1555(-), 1565 nucleotides. RefSeq lists its product as hypothetical. Gene Ontology annotation, molecular function: potassium:proton antiporter activity. The record is from RefSeq and is a predicted model, not a curated record. Gene Ontology annotation, biological process: potassium ion transmembrane transport; proton transmembrane transport. NCBI's taxonomy places the organism in Eukaryota, Fungi, Mucoromycota, Mucoromycetes, Mucorales, Phycomycetaceae. The transcript is spliced from 4 exons. Gene Ontology annotation, cellular component: membrane. Bases 1 to 1230 code for a protein of 409 amino acids.